GCAGGGAAACGGACUCCAACCAAAUUUAAACGGGGAACAAACUCGCUGUAACAACCUACCUGUGCUGCCUGCAUUCGCCCGCCGCGCCUCCUCACCCCUCCGCUUGCGCCUCCGGCUCACGGAUUCCUUCGCCUCGCCAAGUUCGCCUCUCCAAAAUCUCCCUGCUCCAGAAGCUUCCGGGGCCGCGAUUCGAGCUCCUGAUCCUUCGCCCGCGCGGCGGGGCCGCGGUUUCGGGAGUCGCGGGAGCUGCUCUGAUUCGCCGGAGGCGCGGCGGGGAAUGCUCUACCUCAAGCUGCCGGCGGGGGAUUUAGGGUUCCGGCGAGAAGUGGCGCGGCGGGGAACCGGCGGCGGCGGCGGGGCCUGAGGUGGAGCGAGCGGGUGAUCCGGCCGGACCGGCCAUGGCGGCGGCGGCGGCGGCGGCAGCGAUGGAGCAGGAGGCGGAGGCGGAGGCGACCUGCCUGCAGAGCUUCGAGCUACAUGAGAGCGAGUCGAGACUUUACAUUCUUGGAACUGAUGCUGACAAAACACUUUGGAGGUUACUCAAGAUUGAUAGAUUUAAGCCAUCAGAGCUAGACAUAGAUGAGUGUUCUACUGUGUAUACACAAAGUGAAUAUCCUGAUCUGUUGAAAGGUUUUGAUGAAGACCACAUGUCAACUGGUGGGGUAAAAUUUGUUACAAAAUUCUAUGGCAUAAUUGGUUUCAUUAAGUUCCUUGGGCCAUAUUACAUGCUAAUUAUUACAGAGCAGAAAAAAAUUGGGGAAAUAUUUGGUCAUCCUGUGUACCAGGUGACUAAGACUUCAAUGGUCGAGUUAGCAAAUUCUAAGACACGAUCAAGUUUUCAAAACUCAAAGGAUGAGACCAGAUACAAGAAGAUCUUGAACACACUUGAUCUUAGGAAGGAUUUCUUUUUCAGUUACUCAUACCGUAUCAUGAGAAGUCUUCAGAAGAACUUGAGUGAUCCACAGGAUGGAUGGACCUUGUAUGAGACAAUGUUUGUGUGGAACGAGUUUCUGACACGACACAUCCGCAAUCGUCUAAGAAAUACUUUGUGGACCGUUGCAUUGGUCUAUGGUUUUUUUAAGCAGGAUACAUUCUCAAUAUCUGGGAAGGAUAUUAUGCUCACGCUCAUUGCUAGACGCUCGAGACAUUAUGCUGGAACCAGAUAUUUAAAGAGGGGGGUGAAUGAGAAGGGCAGAGUAGCAAAUGACGUAGAGACUGAGCAAAUUGUCUAUGAAGCUGUGGCUGGACCUACAGAAGUAAGUUCUGUUGUGCAGAACAGGGGUUCAAUCCCGCUAUUCUGGUCACAGGAGACAUCGAAGUUGAAUAUUAAACCUAAUAUCAUAUUGCAUGAGAUGGACAAUAAUUAUGAAGCUACCAGGCUUCAUUUUGAAAAUCUUAGAGGAAGAUAUGGAAAUCCUAUCAUUAUCUUGAACUUGAUUAAGACACGCGAGAGGCGAGAGUCUAUACUUCGCUGUGAAUUUGAUAAGGCAAUCAGGGUAAUAAACAAUAACUUAUCAGAGGAGAAUCAGCUGAGGUUCUUACAUUGGGAUCUUCAUAAAAACUCUCAAGGCAAACCGACAAAUGUGCUCGAUGUUCUACUGAAAGUGGCAUUUCGGGCUCUGAGUUUAACCGAGUUCUUCUAUUGUCAAGUUGCACCAGGGUCUGAGACUGCUGCACAUUGGCCCGCUCCAUUGAGUGGUCUUGAUCCAUAUUUAUGUGACGACAACAGCAAUAGCGACAACACAGAAUGUACUGAUAUUGUUGGUGACAUGUCCCAAGAGGAUAUCUCUGGCAGCUCUGAUUCCUCUGGUAAUGCGACUGGAGAAGACAAAGUUGAGAAUAGUGAAUUGCCCCCACCAAAACCACCGAAAUUCCAAAAAGGUGUCUUACGGACAAACUGCAUAGAUUGCUUGGAUCGUACUAAUGUUGCUCAGUAUGCGUAUGGUUUAGCUGCUCUUGGACAUCAGCUGCAUGCGCUUGGUUCUGUGCAAUCUCCAGAACUCGGUUUAGAAUCUCCCUUGGCCCAUCAUUUGAUGCACUUUUAUGAGCGAAUGGGUGACACCCUUGCUGUACAGUAUAGCGGUUCGGCUGCUCAUAACAAGAUAUUCUCUGCAAAGAGAGGCCACUUGAAGCUUUUUAUUCGGUCACAAGAGUUCUUCAGGACGCUACAACGGCACUAUAGCAACACCUGCAUAGAUGCUAACAAACAGGCGGCCAUAAACUUAUUUUUGGGAUACUUCCAGCCACAGCAGGGAAAACCUGCACUCUGGGAGCUAGAAUCACCUUCCGGGGAGCAUAGCAAUGAACUUUUUGAUGACUGCACAAGUACAUUGAAAAGAGUGAAAUCAGAUGGCAGCAUUCUUCGUGAAAGCAACACUUCUAUAUCUGGCUCCGGCCGUGGCCACAAGGAACCGUUGAAUGCAGCGCAACCUGACGUUAAGAGUGGAAUACAGUUUCCAAAUUUGGAAUCUGACUCAAUGCAUGAAAAUGAAAUUUCAUCAGCCUGUGAAAGUGGGAUGUCAAACCUAAGAUAUACUCCCACAGUGUCUCGUAUACUUCAUGUCCCAAGCGCUGAACAUGAAUAUUGCAAUGAUUCUGGUGACUCAAACUUCCUGGAUCUUGAAUGGCUCUCAACUUCAAGCGAUGAAAGGUCUACUGCAAUUACCACACCAGAUGUGAACCUGUCAACCGAGAAUGUCAUCAGUGGCAUUGAUCCGUACAUCAAGGAAAACCAAGUCGCUGAAAUGCAGGCUCAGAAGUUACCUGAGCAUUUUGUGCAGUGGGUUUAUCACGGAGACACCUUUUGGUAUUGAGAUUACUCUGGUGUUGUGUCAUGUAUGCCUGACUACUUGAAAGACCAGCUUCUCUUUACCAAGUAGUCGUCGGACAGAUCCAAGUAGGAGAUUAGGAGGUGAGCAUGACAUGGAUGGCACAGCACGUCAGGCUUCGUCUCGUGAUAUAUGCCAGCAUCAUCCCAGAGUCCUUUAGGGACGUAUACUGUAUACCAUCUGUUUAUGUGUUCACAUGUUUUUACCUUGGGCGAGUAGAUAGGUAUUUUUCUUUUGAAAGAAAAUAGAGAUAGGUGUGGUUACUAUUAUUAUUCUGAAAUUGUAUCAUUAUUCCUUGGAGCAUUCCAUGUUUCAUGUGUAAAUAUAUAUAUAUGCUUGAGGUGUUUUCGGUGGA
This is a messenger RNA of Phragmites australis (common reed), 3183 nucleotides long. Its product is annotated as phosphoinositide phosphatase SAC2-like. The record is from RefSeq and is a predicted model, not a curated record. Gene Ontology annotation, biological process: phosphatidylinositol dephosphorylation. Gene Ontology annotation, molecular function: phosphatidylinositol-3,5-bisphosphate 5-phosphatase activity. NCBI's taxonomy places the organism in Eukaryota, Viridiplantae, Streptophyta, Magnoliopsida, Poales, Poaceae. The transcript is spliced from 16 exons. Gene Ontology annotation, cellular component: intracellular membrane-bounded organelle. Bases 399 to 2813 code for a protein of 804 amino acids.